Messenger RNA from Pseudogymnoascus verrucosus, 1016 nucleotides. RefSeq lists its product as uncharacterized. Bases 171 to 674 code for a protein of 167 amino acids. The transcript has 3 exons. Gene Ontology annotation, cellular component: Arp2/3 protein complex; actin cytoskeleton; cytoplasm. NCBI's taxonomy places the organism in Eukaryota, Fungi, Ascomycota, Leotiomycetes, Thelebolales, Thelebolaceae. Gene Ontology annotation, molecular function: actin filament binding. Gene Ontology annotation, biological process: Arp2/3 complex-mediated actin nucleation; regulation of actin filament polymerization. The record is from RefSeq and is a predicted model, not a curated record.
CUGUGACAGGACGGAAUAGCAGGAGCAGCUACAGCAACGUCAACACAACUCGCCAUCCAUUCACCUCACCUCACCUCACCAACACAACUCUCAGGACCUUACCUGAACCACCACCAACCACACUUACACACAAAUCCACCCAACCUCGAAUCCACCGCCACGACACCACCAUGUCGAUAAUCCAAUCCCACACCUCCGCCUCCCUCACCGACCACUGGCGCACAAUCGACAUCGACGCCCUCGACCCCGAAUCCUCGCGCAACUUCCCCAUCGCCACCCUCGCCGCGCCGCCGAGUGGACCGAGAGCGCUUGAUGCACAGAGCGUGAGGGGACUUUUGAGGGGAGGGGAUGCGGAGGGGGCGCUGAGGGGGGCGGUGGGGAGUGGGGUUGAUAAGGAUGCGCAACUCCAGAUCGUCAUUGAGGUCCUCCAGUCUAUCAAGGCUGCGGAUAUGACGCCGCUUCUGCGCAGCGUGUAUGCCUCUGAGGGUGGAUCGGAUGUGCUUGAUUCGCUGAUGAAGUACUUGUACGCAGGAAUGGCAGCACCAACGCAGCAGCGACAGGGCGAGAGCAGCGGCGCGGCGAUGAGCGUGCUUCUUAGCUGGCAUGAGAAGGUCGUUGAGGUUGCGGGAUUGGGGUGUGUGGGGAGGGUGAUGACGGAUCGGAGGACUACCUAGAUGGGACGCGCUGCUUGGGCUGGGCGAGAUAUGUGCUCUAAGAUUGGGACGAGACGGGACUUGGUGGGUGGGUUCUAAGGGCACUGUACAUGCUGGGUGCUGAAGACGGGGGGGGUGCCUGAAGAGAAGGUACUAGGGAGAGAUUCAAGCUGGGCGUCUAUGGAGCAGGCAUCGGAGAAGCGUAGACAAAACAGACAGACAGGAUGCCCAAAAUCCAACUACAAAAACAUUGUUCAUACAAAAUAUCCUACAGCCCCCCUCAAUUUAUACUCCCCCCUCCCAAAAUAUCCUUCAUAUUCACCUCUCCUGUCCCCCUCUCCAACGGCUUCAUCUGAUCCGGAC